GCGGGUGUUUGGUGUCCAAAACUUUGAGAGGCUGGCUUGUAGGAGUCGGCUUCACCCCAGCUCUGAGAAUUGCAGCUCAGCAAUGCCCCCAGGUCUCAGGAAGAUACAGUUCUGCUCAUGGGGUCUCCUUUUGUGGCUCAGCGUUGGAAGUGCAGGAGAUGCACCUCCUACCCCACAGACAAAGUGCACUAACUUCCAGAACGCUAAUCUUCUCCAAGGCACCAAUCUCAAAGUCCAGUUUCUCCUCUUCACCCCUUUGGAUCCCAGCUGUGGGCAGCUAGUGCAGGAAAGUAGUGACAUCCAAAACUCUGGGUUCAAUGCCACUCUAGGAACCAAACUACUCAUCCAUGGAUUCAGGGCCUUAGGUACAAAGCCUUCCUGGAUUGAUAAAUUCAUUGGCACUCUUCUUCGGGCAGCAAAUGCUAAUGUGAUUGCUGUGGACUGGGUUUAUGGUUCUACAGGUGUCUACUUCUCAGCCGUGGAAAAUGUGGUUAAGCUGGGACUUGAGAUCUCCCGUUUCCUCAGAAAACUUCUGGUGCUGGGUGUGCCGGAGUCUUCAAUCCACAUCAUUGGUGUUAGCCUGGGGGCCCACGUUGGGGGCAUGGUGGGACAUUUCUACAAAGGCCAGUUAGGACGGAUCACAGGCCUGGACCCUGCUGGACCAGAGUACACCAAAGCCAGUCUGGAGGAGCGCCUGGAUCCUGGAGAUGCCCUCUUCGUGGAGGCCAUCCACACAGACGCUGACAAUUUGGGUAUCCGGAUUCCUGUUGGACACGUGGACUACUUUGUCAAUGGAGGCCAAGACCAACCCGGCUGUCCCACCUUCAUUCAUGCAGGCUACAGUUACCUGAUCUGUGAUCACAUGAGGGCUGUGCACCUCUACAUCAGUGCCCUGGAGAAUUCCUGUCCACUCGUGGCCUUUCCCUGUGUCAACUACAAGGCCUUUCUUGCUGGACAAUGUCUGGAUUGUUUUAACCCUUUUCUGCUUUCCUGUCCAAGAAUUGGGCUGAUGGAACAAAGUGGUGUCAGGAUAGAGCCACUUCCUAAGGAAGUGAAAGUCUUCCUCCUGACCACUGCCCGGGCUCCAUACUGUGUGCAUCACAGCCUCGUGGAGUUUUACUUGCAGGAGCCAAGAAACAAGGACACCCUCAUCUCCGUCACCUUCCUUAGCAGCAAUGUUACUUCUUUGGUCAAGAUCACCAUACCUAGACAGGAACUCCAGGGGAAAGGCGUCAUAGCUCACACCAACCCUCAGUGCCAGAUAAACCAAGUGAAAAUCAAGUUUCACUCUUCCCACCGAGUUUGGAGAAAAGACCGGACCACCAUUGUUGGGAAGUUCUGCACUGCUCCUUUGCCGGUCAAUGACAACAAAGAGAUGGUCUGCUUACCUGAGCCAUUGACCUUACAAGCAAGUGUGACUGUUUCUUUUGACCUGAAAAUAACGUGUGUAAUAGUAUGAGCCUGGACAGGAUACAUCUCCCUGGAUUUCAGAGGAGGUUGGGCAGCUAUGUUCAACUUAUUCUAGGCCAUUACUACUAGAAGGAAGGCAAAACUCUUGAUUAUUUCCCUCAUAGUUAGCCACUUUAGAGGGGAGAGAUAGCUCAUCUAAUGGAGCUUUGUCUCUAUUACCAGUUUGAACCGCCUUACAAAAAUACCAUUUCAGCUUUUCUAUUCAUAUUUAACUGCAGUUGCCCCAUAUCCUUGAACAUCUGUAUCUAGGAUUCAAUAGAAACAUUCACAGGAAAAAUGCUUUAAAAAAAAAUAA
Molecule: messenger RNA, 1765 nt
Organism: Odobenus rosmarus divergens (Pacific walrus)
Lineage: Eukaryota; Metazoa; Chordata; Mammalia; Carnivora; Odobenidae
Gene: PLA1A
Product: phospholipase A1 member A
Exons: 11
Coding region: 83-1459 (458 amino acids)
Biological process (GO): lipid metabolic process
Molecular function (GO): lipase activity; carboxylic ester hydrolase activity
Source: RefSeq, a predicted model, not a curated record